This is a messenger RNA of Hemibagrus wyckioides, 1218 nucleotides long. RefSeq lists its product as uncharacterized. The coding region runs from base 31 to 741 and encodes 236 amino acids. The transcript has 7 exons. Lineage: Eukaryota; Metazoa; Chordata; Actinopteri; Siluriformes; Bagridae. Gene Ontology annotation, cellular component: membrane. The record is from RefSeq and is a predicted model, not a curated record.
UUUCACACACACACACGCACAAUUCCAAACAUGGUGUCUCAGGCUCCACCUCGUCCUCCACUCACCCCACUUUCUACCAUCCCCCUUUUCCCUCCUCCCCUCUUUGCUGUUGUGAAACACUGUAAAAUCUACGCACCUCACCCGCAGACAGUCGAAGAAAUGGACACAAAUGCAGGUAUGGAGGGCACACAGACGAUUGAUAAGCCAAGCACACAAACUGCCGGUGGCUCUAAACCCCUGCACCGCUUCCUCAGAGGAGAGCCAAAAACAGUUGGGAUUGUCCUGUUGUUCCUCGGCUUGUGUCUGUUCAUGUUUGGGAUUCCUCUAAAAGGGGACAAUUUGGAAACAUCAGCAGAAAGCUAUAGCCCCUUUUGGCUGGGCAUCUUGUACUUUAUUUGUGGUAUUCUCUACAUACAGUCAGAACGCAACACCACGAAAAAGAUUGUCACAAUUAGUCUUGCUUUUAGUAUCAUCGCAAUACUGGGGACUAUAGUUGCUGUAAUAAUUUUCAUCAAAUCUUUAGCCUCAUACUCUCAUUAUAUGUAUCGAUUUUACGACAAUGACACAGACGUGGCCGUGGAACAUUAUAUGCAGCUCUACAGCAUGGAAGCCGUGUUCCUAUUCCACAGCUUGGUGGCAGGAGUGAUCCUCAUCUCCAUGUCUGUGUUCGCUCGUCUGGCACUGCACUCGAGUAAUACACAGAUGUUUGUGGUCAUGCGUUAUCCACCGUCAGCAGAGUGAAGCCUCUUUAGAGAAACCUUGGGUGAACUCCAAACGCUAGUCUUCCAUACGUAUCUCUUAUUAGAAUUCAUUCUAUCAAGUAGCUGUCAGCAUGAGCAGGUUAUUUGUGACAGUGUAAACAGGGACCAAACUGAAAGUGGUUCAGUUGUUACUCAGAGACAUUCAGGCCGCGGUAUAUCAUUGCUAGAUAUAAUAACUGUGAAAAACUCUUGUUAGAAUGGAUUCUCUAUGUUCUAGCGUUUGCAAUGCCGAAGAUGGAAACUCAUAUAUUACCAUUCUGUACUUUUUGGCAUAAAAAUAAAAGAACGCAUGAAAUGUGAGACAUUUCACUAUAUAACUUACACAUAAACACUGUACUAAUUCACAUAUGGAAGUGUGUAUUGCCAAAUAAUCUUUUGUAUGAAAUGAACCUAACAAAACUAUGAAGUUUGUUGUACACAGCCAAUAAGUAUAAUAAAUGCAUUUUUGUAUAUUCUA